Molecule: messenger RNA, 5678 nt
Organism: Gasterosteus aculeatus aculeatus (three-spined stickleback)
Lineage: Eukaryota; Metazoa; Chordata; Actinopteri; Perciformes; Gasterosteidae
Product: SLIT-ROBO Rho GTPase-activating protein 3
Biological process (GO): signal transduction
Molecular function (GO): protein binding
Source: RefSeq, a predicted model, not a curated record
GAGAGAGAGAGAGAGAGAGAGAAAAGGAAAGCCCACACCGGACAGACUGCAGAGAGCUCACCGCCGCAACCGUCGAGGCUGCUGCCGUUUCUCCCGGAGCUCCGACCGGGCUUCGUGAAAUGUGCAUCACGCGGGAACUGAUUUGUCAUUCGACGAAGAGUGCCGCUGGAAAAGGAGUGGUCGGGCACGCGGAUCGCCGUGCGCAUUGAACGCGAGCGCAGCCUCACGUGCGGUCGAUCCACCCCCCCCCCUCCCUCCCCACCACCCGAAGUUUGUGUGCGCAGCGACCGAUGCAUCGCAUCUGAUCGCCGCCGAGGGGAGAGGACCGCGCACGGGCACGAACGCUGCAUCGUCGUGGCCCUCCGGAGAGACGCUGAUUCUCCACCCCCCCCCCCCCCCCCCCCCGGCCGAGGAUCGCGCAAUCCGCCGUGCACCCAAACAUGUCAUCUCACGGGAAAGUCAAGAAGGACAAAGAGAUCAUCGCCGAGUAUGAGACCCAAGUGAAAGAGAUCCGUAACCAGCUGGUGGAGCAGUUCCGUUGUCUGGAGCAGCAGUCGGAGUCCCGGCUGCAGCUGCUGCAGGACCUGCAAGAGUUCUUCCGUCGAAAGGCCGAGCUCCAGCUGGAGUACUCCAGAGGCCUGGACAAACUGGCCGAGCGCUUCUCUGGUAAAAUACGGACCUCCAGAGAGCACCAUCACUUCAAAAAGGACCAGAAUCUGGUGUCCACUGUGAACUGCUGGUAUUUGGUGUUGGACCAGACCAGGCGGGAGAGCAGAGACCACGCUACGCUCAGCGACAUCUACAACAACAACGUCAUUGUCCGUCUGGCACACGUGGGCGAGGAUGUCAUCAGACUCUUUAAAAAGAGCAAGGACAUCGGGGUGCAGAUGCACGAGGAGUUGGUGAAAGUCACCAACGAGCUCUACACUGUGAUGAAGACGUACCACAUGUACCACACUGAGAGUCUCAGUGCAGAGAGCAAGCUGAAGGAGGCCGAGAAACAGGAAGAGAAGCACAUCGGCAAAGCCAAUGACAUCGGUUCCAGUCUGCUGCGUUAUGGACACGAUGAACGUCCACAGCGCCGGAGCUCAGUCAAGAAGAUGGAGAAAAUGAAGGAGAAGAGACAAGCCAAGUAUUCUGAAAACAAGCUGAAAUGCACAAAGGCCCGGAACGACUAUCUUCUCAACCUGGCAGCUACCAAUGCCCUGGUGGCCAAGUACUACAUCCAUGAUGUAUCAGACUUGAUAGAUUGUUGUGACUUAGGUUUCCAUGCAAGCUUGGCUCGCACUUUGAGAACCUACCUGUCGGCAGAGUAUAGUCUGGAGACCUCUCGCCACGAGGGUUUGGACCUGCUGGAGGGAGCCGUGGAUGCCAUGGACACCAGAGGAGACAAGCUGAAGUGCAUGGAUGCACACAGCCAGAUCUUCUGCCCUCCAGCACGCUUUGACUGUCAGCCACACAUGGGGGAUGAGGUGUGCCAGGUGAGCGCACAGCAGCCUGUCCAGACAGAGCUCCUGAUGCGCUACCACCAGCUGCAGUCUCGCCUGGCCACGCUGAGGAUAGAGAAUGAGGAGGUGAGGAAGACUCUCGAUGCCACCAUGCAGACCCUUCAGGACAUGCUCACAGUGGAGGACUUCGACGUCUCGGAGGCCUUCCAGCACAGCCAAUCCACGGAGUCAGUCAAAUCGGCUUCCUCUGACUCCUACAUGAGCAAGGCGAACCUUGCGAAGAGACGAGCCAAUCAGCAAGAGACGGAGGGCUUCUACUUCACCAAAUACAAGGAGUACUUGAAUGGCAGCAAUCUUAUCAUCAAACUGCAGGCAAAGCAUGACCUCCUGAAGCAGACGCUAGGAGAAGGGGAGAGGGCUGAAUAUGGAACAACAAGGCCCCCCACUCUCCCCCCUAAACCCCAGAGAAUGCGGAAGUGUAAACCUCGCUCCGUUUUUUACCGUAAGCUGUUUAACGGCAACAUGGAGGCCUCCAUUCAGGACUCAGGGCAGCCGAUUCCAGUGGUAGUUGAGAGCUGCGUUCGAUACAUCAACCUGUAUGGUCUCCAGCAGCAAGGUAUAUUUCGAGUUCCUGGCUCCCACGUCGAAGUCAACGAUAUUAAAAAUGCAUUUGAAAGAGGAGAGGAUCCACUGGUGGACGAUCAGUCCGAUCAUGACAUCAACUCUGUGGCAGGUGUCCUUAAGCUCUACUUCAGGGGGCUGGAAAACCCCCUGUUCCCUAAAGAGCGUUUUCUCGACCUCAUAUCCACGACCAAGCUUGACUCAGGCGCAGAAAGGGCUCAUCACCUUCAGCAGAUAAUUGUGACUCUCCAGCGGUCCGUGAUCAUCGUCAUGAGAUACCUGUUUGCUUUUCUAAAUCAUGUGUCUCAGUACAGCGACGAGAACAUGAUGGAUCCCUACAACCUGGCCAUUUGCUUCGGCCCCACAUUGAUGCCAAUACCAGAUGAACAGGACCCCGUGUCCUGCCAGGCACAUGUUAACGAGAUCAUUAAGACCGUCAUCAUCCACCACGAGGUCAUCUUCCCGAGCCAGCGGGAGCUGGACGGACCCGUGUACGAAAAGUGCAUGGCGGGUGGGGAAGAGUACUGUGAGAGCCCCCACAGUGAGCCAGGGACUCUCGACGAGGUAGACAAUGGCACCGGACCCAACACUAGCGAUGAAGAGUUGGAGCAGAUCGAGGCCAUCGCAAAGUUUGACUACGUGGGCCGAAGUCCGAGAGAGCUUUCCUUUAAGAAGGGAGCCUCUUUGUUGCUCUACCUGCGAGCCUCUGAGGACUGGUGGGAGGGCCGACAUAACGGCGUCGACGGUCUGAUUCCACAUCAGUACAUUGUGGUACAAGACAUGGAUGAUGCAUUCUCGGAUAGCAUUCAGAGGCCUGACAGUGCGAUCAGCAGUGGACCCCACCGCGAUGAGAGAGCCUCAUUGAGAAGUGACCGGCGGUCUCCAUGUGACCGCCAAUUGGGUGCAGCACUGGGAAGGAUGAGGGUGCGAUCGGAUGGAGCUGCAGGUCCACACCACAGGAACGGCGCUGACGGUCACAGCCCCCCCAGAGCUGCAGACCAGCCCCCUAGGGUCAUGCCUCGGCCCUGCAGCCCACACAAACUGGCGGCUGGCAGGGGCCCAGCGGACAGUCCGGAGAAGCGACGUCUCGCCGCGUUCUCGGAGAGAAGGGCCCUCGUGGACGGUCACUCUCAACGAUCUUCACCCAGCACCACCCGGCACGCCAGUCUAGGGGAUCACAAAACCCUUGAAGCCGAAGCACUCGCUGAGGACAUAGAGAAAACCAUGAACACAGCGCUCCAUGAGUUGCGUGAGCUGGAGCGACAGAACGUAGCCAAACACGCCCCAGAUGUUGUUUUGGACACAUUGGAGCCCCUGAAACACACCGCCGGAGCCCAGGACCCGCCGGGCAGCCCCCUCCACACCAUGGUGAUCAGGGACCCAGAUGCCGCCCAGCGACGCAGCAGCAGCAGCUCCUCCGAGACCAUGAGCACUUUCAAACCUGCUAUCUCCGUACGUCGACCCAGUGCGCCUCUCAGGCCCCCGCCCGUCAGACCGGUCCGGCCCGCCCCCGUGAUUGGGCCGGGCCAGGGGCCACACCGCUCCAGCAGCUCCAGUUCCUCCGGCCUGAGCAGCCCGGGCAUCACGCCCACCGACAGGGUCUUCCCCAAACCGCCCUCCCCAUCUCCAUCCACCUCCUCCUCGUGCUCAGACAGGCAAGGUAACAUGUAGCUCCGGUCAGUCACAUGACCAGUGGUUGGAGAACGCUGGAGAACCAACUGAUAGUGAUUUCCUUCAUGUCCCUGCACCUCUUCUUGACCACAAAAUAAACAACAACACCUGGUUUGUAUAAUCUUCUAAAGUGCAGGACGGCUUCUUCUUGCGUCUGGCCACUUUGCUCCAGCACACUAACUCGUCGAUGUCUAUGUACUGCAUUACAAUAUCACAGAGAAACAGAAUAUAUAUCUACUAGAAUCUUUUUAUAAAAUGCUACCGUGCUAAACAGCCAUGCUGGAUGAAAAAGGGACGCACUGGAAAAUGCCUGUUUACGGAAAUCUGACAAUGAAAAUCUUUUGUGAUCAGGUCACAAAAUGCUGUGAGCUUGGAUUUUGUGUCUGGUGUUCUGUUCCGUUAUGAGGGAACACUUACGGUCAUAUUACACCACUAAUUAUCUAGACAUCUAGUGUGUGCUGCUGGUAGAUAUAGUCAAUUAAAACUAAACAACUCUUGGGCACCGUUUUUAUUGUGAGCCUGUCACACACUGCCAAUAUAUACCGACCGGCAACUAUAGGUUUUCAGUGACUGGUAGAUGUGCCAGCUGUGUCUGAAAUCCCUCUCUAUUCACUACGUCGACCACUAUAUUAACCGUUCCCCAUUUUACUUCAGUGUCUGAAUUCUGCGUGGGGAAUUUGAAUCUACUGUAAAUAGUCCCCUUUAAAAAAAUUGAUUUAAUCGAAUGUAACAAAUUUGCAUUCAAGCCAGCAAACCAGUGCGUAACUUUUCAGACGCAGAAAUGAUAGUUUUACGCUACACCUUUUAGUUCAUUCCAUAGGGAGAUGUGAGCGAGGAUGAUUUCAGGCACAGCCAUGGGUGACUUGUAAAACCCAGGUGAAAUCCGAUUAUGUAUGUAGUUCUUCGAAUGGCCACAUAGAUGGUGUUCGAGCCACUAUUUGGAAACUAAAAUUACAACGGAAGUAUGGUAUACUGUCACUGGGAUUUACUUUUUCUACUAAAUAAUUUGAGAAGAAUAUAAUAUUUUAAAGAUACCACAUCAUAUUUACAACCAGUCUGAGCAGCAGAGGCAGUGGUGGCGUCACCAGCCAGUAGCACUGAUACGGGCCAGGUUGACUGGUACCAGUACAGCACCACUAACAGAAACAACCUGAGACUCAGCGUCUCCUUGUAGCAGCGUCUCAGCGGUGGAAAAGGGGCCGACACAAACUCUUUGUGACUCUGAUAUCCGAUAUUAAUUGCUGCAUGGAAGUUGUUUCAAAAUGUAGAUUUAAGGAAACAAAAUGUACCCUUUUUUUAAGAACUAUAUUUGUCAUUGACCUAAGAACGGGUCAGAGAAGGAGACCAAGCUGCUGGACAACACCGUUGCACAGACGACAUUGACAGCUGUUGUGAACUUUGUAGACAAGCCACCCUUAUAACCAAUACACAUGAAUAAAUAAUACAAUCAACAAAAUGUUCUUAUCAAAAUAAAGUAAUAUCUCUAUAUAAAAUAUUAGUGUGUUGUCUCAAUAGAAAAAGGUGACAUGUUCUCCUGCAAUUCGAGUGAACGUUGCACUUACAAACACUACAGGGAACUCUGCUGUAUUUGUAGGAUGUGUUUGUUCAUUUUGAUGGUGUUGUACUAGAAACAUGAUAAAACACAUCAGUAUCAUUGAAACUUACAUAAUGUCUAGAUUUGCAUUUGGUCAGUACAGGCUAUAUGGGUGUUUAGGCUAAUUUGUUUACCGUUAAUGUUUUCCGUCCGUCUUAAAAAGAUGAUCAAUAUAUCUUGAAGUGUAAAAGGUUAAUUUGAUCGAAUAUAUACAUAUUGUUAAAGGAUACUUGUAUAAAUAACAUUGUAUGAUAGGAACAGGAAAUAUCAUGUCUAGCCUGUAGAUUUUUGUUACUCUUAUCCCUGCACAAACAUUAACAAAACAAUAAAUCAGUGAAACCUCA